Colletotrichum truncatum is the source of this 1188-nucleotide messenger RNA. RefSeq names its product oxidoreductase. Gene Ontology annotation, cellular component: cytoplasm. NCBI's taxonomy places the organism in Eukaryota, Fungi, Ascomycota, Sordariomycetes, Glomerellales, Glomerellaceae. Gene Ontology annotation, molecular function: flavin adenine dinucleotide binding; electron-transferring-flavoprotein dehydrogenase activity. The record is from RefSeq and is a predicted model, not a curated record.
AUGCUUCAACCACUGAGAAAUGUUGUUAUUAUUGGCGGUUCCUACGUCGGACUCGCUGCCGCCAAGGAGCUAGCAGCUGUGCUGCCAGCAUCUCAUCGUAUCUUACUUGUUGAGCCACACAGCCAUUUUCACCACCUCUUUGCAUUUCCCCGUUUCGCGGUUGUGCCUAAAUAUGAGCACAAGGCCUUCAUCCCCUAUACUGCGACUUUCGCAGGAUCCCCUAACCCUUCUCAGCACCAAGUCAUCCAAGCAAACGCUAAGUCCCUCCGCCGUGACACCGUUAUUCUUGAUCGGGAUUGGCAAGGGUUGAACGAAAUUCCGUUUGAUUACCUUGUUGUCGCCACGGGCACUCGGCUGCCGGCGCCCGGCAAUAUGCAAGAUGACGAGAAAGUGUCUUCAAUUGAGUACUUGAGAUCCUACCAGCAAUCCAUCUUCAAAGCUUCGUCCAUCGCCAUAGUUGGCGGCGGUGCCGUUGGUGUCCAGAUGGCGACUGAUCUGAAAGAACUUUACCCCGAAAAGGAGAUCACCCUUGUCCAUUCUCGUGAGAACCUUAUGCCUCUGUAUCACAAGAAGCUAGAUGAAAUCGUCAAGGCUCGCUUCAACGAACUGGGCGUCAGACUCAUCACUGGAACGCGAGCCGUACUUCCUGCUACCCUCGUUCGCAACGACAAGCAAGUUGUCCUUAAACUUAAAGAUAACCGCGAACUCCUCGUCGACCUGGUCAUUCCUGCAACAGGACAAACACCCAACAACGAAUUUGUUCAAACACUCACCCCGAGUGGCGAUUCUCCUAUAGUCAAUCCAUCCAAUGGGUUUAUCAAAGUCAGGCCAACGCUCCAAUUCGAGGAUUCAGCAUAUUCCAAUUUCUUUGCUGCUGGCGACAUUGCCGAUACUGGAGCACAUAAAGCUGCCCGGCCUGGUGCUGCACAGGCGCAGGUAGCAGCUCGAAACAUUAUCGCUAUGAUUGAGGGCCGAGAGCCGGCCGAAAAGCUUUCCGUCAGCCCUCCGGCAAUUCAUCUUUCAUUGGGGCUGACAAAAAACAUGGUUUUCAGAAACCCAAAUGUUGCAGCUGGAGACACUGAGCCCACUGUAAUCAUGAGAGACGACGGUAAAGAGGAUAUGAACAUUGAUCGUGUUUGGGAGAAUCGGGGAGUCAAGGUAGCAGACCCAAAGGAAUACCAUUUGUAA